Racocetra fulgida is the source of this 413-nucleotide messenger RNA. NCBI's taxonomy places the organism in Eukaryota, Fungi, Glomeromycota, Glomeromycetes, Diversisporales, Gigasporaceae. The record is from the annotation of a GenBank genome assembly.
UUGUAGCAAAAUUUGACGACGGAUUAGACUUAACCAUGAGACCAUGUGCCUUAGAAUUAGGAAUUAAUCAAAUUGAUUUUGCAGCAUAUGCUGAUAGAGAAGGCAGAAGAGGUACUAAAGUAGUGUGGGUGUUGUGUGAAGAUAAACAUAAAACAUCCAGAAAAUAUAAGAAAGGGGAAGUUCAGUUAGUGGCAUGUAUGAUUGCAGCAGCUCAAUGGAAUUUUGCUAAGUUGAGCGAGGUAUAUCCAGAAAAACUUGUGGGCAUUAGAGUAAUUGGAGAUGCGUUUUGUUUUUAUUCGGCCAAUAUCGAUCUAUCUUAUCUCAAAGAUCUAGCAAUUGGUUUUCCUAAAAACGAUUUACAUGUUCACAAAUAUCCCAAAGAUUCCAUAUUUCAAACGCUAUUGAAAGACUAG